AUGCGCGAAUUAGAGGGCCAAGAUGCAGAAUCCGUAUUCAAAUGUCUUCUCACAACGCUUGCUGAGUUUGGAUUUGAUGAGGAUUAUUUAUCAAAGAAUCUCAUUGCUUUCACAAUUGAUGGGGCUUCUGUCAUGUUGGGAAUACACUGCGGCGUGGGCCAAAGACUGAAAGAAAAAUUUCUUGUGCUUUUCCUGUGGCACUGUCUGAAUCACCGCCUAGAAUUGGCUAUCUCUGACGCAGUAUCAUCAGUUGAUGGCUUCUAUACCAUACAAACUUUUUUUGACAAUAUCUAUUCUGUAUAUUCUUACUUGUCCAAGUUACAACGAGAACUUAGUGAAAUAUCAAGGGAUCUCGAUCUGCAGGUAAAAAACAUUGGUAAAAUUUUAACUGUUCGCUGGAUUACGUCAUCCUUUAGAGCGACCAAGGCUUUAUGGAAUGAUUACCCGGCUCUUUAUUCGCAUUUUAGGAAAGUUUCAGAGGACAAGUCAAUUAAAUAUACCGACCGUGCAACGUACCAGGGGAUUGUGAAGAAGCUCUCAACUAGAAAAUUCGUUGAAGAUGUGGCAAUUGUUAAGCACUGUUUAGCCCAACUAUCCUUGCUAUCAGAAGCCUUACAGCGGCAACAGACAAGCUUAGUUGAAGCAAAUAGACAUCUGCAACGGACGUUAAACGCACUGUUUCGAAUUAAAGAAGCAAUUCAGGAAGGAAAGUACAGGUUUCAAUCGACAACUGGAUAUAUCUCUGGAUUUAAAGGGGUUUCCUUGGAAGCUUUCUCGUCAAGAAAAGGGUAUGUGUCUUCGAUUGGAAGCAGUUUAUCCAGACAUUAA
Molecule: messenger RNA, 828 nt
Organism: Paramuricea clavata
Lineage: Eukaryota; Metazoa; Cnidaria; Anthozoa; Malacalcyonacea; Plexauridae
Source: the annotation of a GenBank genome assembly